GGAUUGUUAAUUAAACAUCGUUCUUUGUUUUCUCUCAGCCCCCUUUGAAAAAAUGGACAUUGAACCCUCUUUGGUGGGUUCAGCUGAGAGAUUCAAGCUAGAUCAUGAACUCGAAUUGCACGAAUUCGAGGACAAGUUUGUCAUCAAAUCCCUUCAAUCGCCCAAUCAAGGCUUCUGGAUUAGCCGCCGCGAUGGGAACAUCAAUUUCCUAACGAGAUCAUUUCAUUGCAGAGCAUAGUAUGAGAUAUGCUCUGGAAGUCCUUCAAGGACAUCAACAAUUUAUGGUGUGGUGGGAACAAUAAGACUUGUUGUAGGAACGUAUGUUGUUGUAAUAACCUCUUGCAAGGAAGUUGGAAGUUUCCUUGGCUAUCCAGUAUAUCGUGUGAUGUCUAUGAGAGUACUUGCCUGUAAUGAUGCUUUAAAGUUUUCAACUGGGCAGGAAAAAAAGGAUGAGGCUUACUUCAUGACACUAUUGAACAUAGUGGAGUCAACGCCGGGUUUGUACUAUUCGUAUGAAACUGAUAUUACGUUGAACUUGCAGAGAAGAAAUAAGCUAGUGGAAGGGUGGAUGAGUAAGCCAUUAUGGAAGCAGGCUGACCCUAGAUAUAUCUGGAACAGACAUCUUUCAGAGGAGCUUAUCGAGUGUAAGCUGGACAGAUUCAUCGUGCCCAUAAUACAAGGAAGCUUCCAAGUAGCAGAACUGAAGCUAAAAGAUUCACUUGCGAUGGUAACAUUAGUUUCGAGGAGAUGUAAUCGACGCCUAGGAACAAGAAUGUGGAGAAGAGGAGCUAACCUUGAAGGUGAUGCUGCCAAUUUUAUUGAAACUGAACAGUUGCUUGAAACUGAACGAUUCAGAUCUUCAUUUUUGCAGGUUCGAGGCUCGAUUCCUCUACUGUGGGAGCAGAUUGUUGAUCUAAGCUAUAAACCACACCUUAGUGUCAUUAAACAUGAGCAAACGCCACUUGUAGUGGAGCGUCAUUUCAGUGAUCUAUCACAAAGAUACGGAGAGAUAAUAGCAAUUGAUCUAACCGAAAAACAUGGCGAAGAAGGUCAAUUAAGUGCAGCAUAUGCUGCUGAAAUGAAAAAUGUGCCAAACGUGAGAUAUGUGCCAUUUGAUUUCCAUGGCCACUGUAAGGACUCAAACUUUGAUAAUCUGGAAAUCCUGUAUGACCAAAUCUCUGAGGAGUUUCAGCUGAGCAGAUACUUCUUGAUAGAUAGAGAAGGAAAUGUACUAGAGGAGCAGAAAGGAGUUAUUAGAUCAAACUGUGUUGAUUCCCUUGAUCGAACAAAUGUUACUCAGUGCUAUCUGGCCCAGAAAGCCUUAAAUCUACAGUUGCAGAGGAUUGGGGUGCUUAGUCCUUCUGAGUGCAUUUCUAUGUUUGAUGAAGAAUAUGGAAAGUAUAGAGCAUUGUGGGCGGAACAAGGUGAUGAAAUAAGCCUCGAGUAUACUGGGACUCAUGCCCUCAAAGGGGACAUAGUGAGGUAUGGAAAGCAAACAAUAUUCGGAAUGAUUAAAGAUGGGAUGAGUGCACUUUCACGAUAUUACUUAAACAAUUUCCAUGAUGGAAUUCGACAGGAUGCUUUGGAUUUAAUAAGUGGCCACUAUACUGUCAAUCGAAACAGUCUUUCUCCAAUCGGGCAGAACGGCUUUGAUCCUUUUUCUUUCCUCCCGGUGACAUCAGCGUUGAUAAUUGGUGGUUUGACUUGGGCGAAAUGUGCACCAGUACGUGUCUACUGCAAUCUGUGCUGGAAUAACUGCUGGGGUUAUGGCAAUUCUCAAAGCUAAUGGAAGGCAGUUUUGUUCAAGGCCCCGCUUGUGUGGUCUCUUGUAAUACAAGUAAUCACUAUUAUUCGCUUCCUCCAAUGAACAGAAUGUAGAAAGUUUGUGUUGUCAUAUUUGAUAUUGUAAAUAUAAUGCUUAUGCUGUUAAAUAAUUUGUGUAAAGAUUGAUAGUUAGCUAUCCAUCCUGUUGAUCAGUUGGUGUAGCAUGGACCUCGGAUUUCCAUUGAGAUGACCAGAUUUUGGUUCUUUUAAAAGAAAAUACAGAAUACAAAAUUAAUUCUUUGUUUCUAA
This is a messenger RNA of Arachis duranensis, 2073 nucleotides long. RefSeq names its product phosphoinositide phosphatase SAC8. Gene Ontology annotation, cellular component: endoplasmic reticulum. Gene Ontology annotation, molecular function: phosphatidylinositol-4-phosphate phosphatase activity. The record is from RefSeq and is a predicted model, not a curated record. Gene Ontology annotation, biological process: phosphatidylinositol dephosphorylation. Lineage: Eukaryota; Viridiplantae; Streptophyta; Magnoliopsida; Fabales; Fabaceae.